Molecule: messenger RNA, 1556 nt
Organism: Plectropomus leopardus (leopard coralgrouper)
Lineage: Eukaryota; Metazoa; Chordata; Actinopteri; Perciformes; Serranidae
Source: RefSeq, a predicted model, not a curated record
UUUAUUUUGACCGUUGCAGAUGUCUAAAUUUUAUAUUUAUUUGAUUUUUUUUACCGUUUUUUUUGUUGUUGUAGUUUUUUUGUUUGUUUUUGAGUUGAGGACCGGAAAUGGCGAGGAAGUUUACAGACAAAAACCGAACAACAUGGAUUUUAAAAAUGGAGCAGCAAAGACACGGCUAACAAUAAAAGUACAGCAGAGACAUCUUGUCUCGGAUAAACUCUGUCGACGGUCUUUACUUUUAUUUUCAGAAGUCGGCAAAAACCACCGCGAGGACAGCAGCCUAACCACAGCCGUUACCGGAGGACUAUACCCGGUACCGAGCAGCAGACACCGCCGGUUCAGCUGUCCCACCUCGGCAGAGACCAGCGGCGUCAAAUGGGACCGGAGGACCAACAUGACACCGAGCCAGAGGACCACAUCCCGGGAGCAGCGGCCAGAACGAUGAAACGCACUUCAGGUCUGUUUUUGCUCCUUCUGUCGACGUGCUCGGCUCACACCUAUGAAAAUGUGGCCCUGCGAGGAAAAGCGACGCAGUCAGACCGGUUUGCAGAUUUGUUUGGAAUUGCCUCCAAUGCUAUCGAUGGAAACCGUGAGUCUAACUAUGGAGCCGGAUCAUGCACCCACACUGAGGAACAGACCAACCCCUGGUGGAGAGUGGACCUGCUGGAGUCCUACACCGUCACCUCCGUCAUCAUCACCAACAGAGGAGACUGCUGCGCAGAAAGGCUGGACGGGGCAGAGAUUCACAUCGGCAACUCUUUACAAGACAACGGUGCCGCAAACCCAGUGGCGAGCAUCAUUUCUCACAUCCCAGCAGGCAGAUCUCUAAAGAUGACUUUUACCAGACACAUGGAGGGCCGUUAUGUGACUGUGGUCCUACCUGGUUUAAAAAGAGUCCUCACACUCUGCGAGGUGGAAGUCUACGGGUACCGUGCCCCAACUGGAGAGAAUUUGGCGCUCCAAGGAAAAGCCUCUCAGUCGUCGCUGUAUUCUACGGGAAUCGCAUAUUUAGCCAUUGACGGGAAUCGAGACAGCGUCUGGGGCCAUGGUUCUUCUAGCUGCACACAAGCUGACUUCAGCCCCUGGUGGCGACUGGACCUGGGCAAAACCCACAAAGUCUUUUCUGUUAACAUAACCAACACUAUCGAUUCUGUCCCGCAACGACUUAAUGGAGCCGAGAUCCGCAUCGGAGAUUCUCUUGAAAACAAUGGCAACAACAAUCCCAGGUGUGCUGUGAUCUCUAGCAUCCCUGGAGGCUUCACCCACACCUUCCAGUGUAACGGGAUGGACGGUCGCUACGUUAACGUGGUCAUUCCUGGCAGGAGCGAGUACCUGACUCUGUGUGAGGUGGAGGUGUACGGCUCCAGACUGGACUAGGUCACACAGCUGUAAAUCCAUUUCACACAGGAGAGUUUCAGCUGAUGCUCUUGUGCAGAUUGUUGAGAUCAUGGCUUUAAGGUGAAAGCUGAAACAAUGUUGUGUCCUUACAAAACAAACUGAAAAAAAUAAAAAUGUAUAAGAAUUAAAAACAAAAACAAUAAAGUUGAUAAAAAAUA